CAGGUCUGCCCCAUUUGAGCGCUCUGACUGCUUCUCAGGUUUCUCCCUGCUUGCUAACUUAGCUUCACUGUCCAUUCGCUUGGAAUCAUGUUCCCCGUUUCCCUACCACCCCAGUGCACUUCACUGCCCUCACGGAAGUCAUACUGGCUGCGCCUCUCGCCUUUCGCGCCAUGUUGGGGUCAUCUCCUCUCUCCUUCCAUACACGCCCGUCCCUCGAGGCUUAUGUACUGUGUGCAUGGAUUCCCAUCGUAUCUUUGACCAGUCCUCAACCUCUCUCCUUUUACUCCAACGGUAGACGACCAGUAAGUUUCUUUGAUAUGCAUACCGGACUUGGGUACCUGCCUCGAUGUUGUUAUGCUCGUUCGCCUGGUUUGGUCUUUUGUCGUGCUUAUGCGAAGAAGGCGAAGACAAAAGGUCUCGUUAAGGACGAAUCGCUUACCGGUCAAAAGAAAGAGUCUGUGCCAGGUUUAGCCUCUUGUCGUACUGAUGCAAAGAAGACGAAGACAAAAGAUCUCGUUAAGGAUAAAUCGGCCGCUGGUGAAACUGAUAAAAAGGAGGGGCCUAACAAAGGGACUGACUCUAAGUCUACGCAUACCCGGUCGCACAUAGACGAGUUCUUCAGGCAGUACCCAGCCUUUGACCAUCAACCGGAAAAGGCCAUAAUGGAGGAGUUCCGUAGGAUGGUCGAACAGCUUCACCUUCGUGAUGACGACCUUGAAGUUGUCCAUCCCCGCUUAAAAUCAGCGAUGGUGCUAGAUUUCAAUGAUUUCUUCGGUACGGAUGCACACGAUUUGCCAUCCUGGUGGGGCCUCUGUGGACUUCUCGAGAUAGACCCUAUUCCAAACACGGUUGAUGAAUGCCAUAAGAAAGUCAAGCAAAUCCAUGUCAACAUUGUUGAUCUCCUUGAAGCCCGCAGACGAGGUCAAGAAAUCAGGAAAUUUCCGAGUCUCGCAGCGCUACGAAAAUAUACGAAGGAAGAGGGGAAGUUCUUUCCGAGGGAGGAUGCGAAGGCGGGCGGCGUCUUGGUUGGACUGUUGCAGCAUAUGUCUGAUCCUCCGAGACAUUUGAACCACAGAAGAUGGCUAUGUAGCCAAACGAAGCCAGAUUUCUCGAAACGGUCAUCCUCUGCUGUCAUCCGGGGUCUCAGGAUAUUCUUGAAUAUACUGUCAUAUCAUUUCACAAACGACCGUUCAGCCAAAUCAGGUCAUUCAGACCACGAAUACAGAGUAGACCAUCCAGAACAUGCCGCCAUGAUUCGCUUCGUGUCAACCACGUGGGAAAAUCCGGUCCUCAUGUCCUCGGAGAAGAACAACACGAGGUAAGGUGUGUUCCACGACCAGAACUCGUUCUAUACAUAUAGUAACAACAUGCAUUUGGGUAUGGGGCUUGACGAACAUACC
Somion occarium is the source of this 1400-nucleotide messenger RNA. The record is from the annotation of a GenBank genome assembly. NCBI's taxonomy places the organism in Eukaryota, Fungi, Basidiomycota, Agaricomycetes, Polyporales, Cerrenaceae.